GCCGCAGGGCCUCGCGGGAGCGCGGGAAGUCUGGAUCCCUGCGCGGCGGUCGGAGCAUGAGCCUGGACCGUGAGCUUCGCCAGCUGAGCAAGGCCAAGGCCAAGGCCCAGAGCAGCGGGCAACUGCGGGAGGAAGCCGCCCUGUGCCACCAGCUGGGGGAGCUCCUGGCCAGCCAUGGUGCGUGCAUCGCGCGGGGUCCAGAGGCCCGGCACCAGCACCACUACCUGGAGCUGGCCCGUUCCCUGUCCAACCACACUGAGCUGCAAAGGGCCUGGGCCACCAUUGGCCGCACCCACCUGGACAUCUAUGACCACUGCCAGUCACAGGAGGCCUUGCUGCAAGCACAGACUGCCUUUGAGAAGAGCUUGACUAUCGUGGACGAGAAGCUGCAAAGGAAUUUGCCCAGGCGAGAGCUGAGUGAGAUGAGGGCUCGGCUCUACCUCAACCUGGGCCUCACCUUCGAGAGUCUGCAGCAGACGUCCCUGUGCAACAACUACUUCAAGAAGAGCAUCUUUCUCGCUGAGCAGAACCACCUCUUUGAGGACCUGUUCCGUGCCCGCUACAACCUGGGUGCCAUCCACUGGCGCAGGGGGCAGCACUCCCAGGCCAUGCGCUGCCUGGAGGGGGCCCGGGAGUGCGCGCGCACCAUGAAGAAGAACUUCAUGGAGAGCGAGUGCUGCGUGCUCAUCUCACAGAUCCUCCAAGACCUGGGGGAUUUUUUGGCUGCCAAGAGAGCCCUGAAGAAGGCCUACAGGCUGGGCUCCCAGAAGCCUUUGCAGAAGGCGGCUGUGUGCCAGACCCUCAAGUAUGUGCUGGCAGUGGUCCGACUUCAGCAGAGACUGGAGGAGUCUGAGGGCAGUGACCCUCAGGGUGCCAUGGGCAUCUGUGAGCAGCUAGGGGACCUGUUCUCCAAGGCAGGAGACUUCCCCAAGGCAGCUGAGGCCUACCAGAGGCAGCUGGAUUUCGCAGAGCUGCUGGGCAGGCCAGGGCCCGAGCUGGCCGUCAUCCAUGUGUCCCUGGCUGCCACCUCGGGGGACAUGAAGGACCACCGCCGGGCCGUGCAGCACUAUGAGGAGGAGCUGAGGCUGCGUGACAGCAAUGCCCUGGAGGAUGCCAAGACCUGGCUGAACAUCGCUCUGUCCCGAGAGGAGGCUGGUGACGCGUAUGAGGAGAUGGCGCCUUGCUUCCAGAAGGCACUCGACUGUGCCCAGCAGGCUCAGCAGCCCCAGCUGCAGAGGCAGGUCUUGUGGCACCUACACACCGUGCAGCUGAGGCUGCAGCCCCAGGAGGCCCCUGGCACUGAGGCCAGACUGCAGGCGCUGAGUGUGGACGAGGACGAGGCAGGCGAGGGUGAGGACGAAGAGGGCGAGGGUGAGGACAGCAACACCCUGGAGACCAGCGAAGUGGAACUCUCCGAGAGUGAAGACGAGACUGACAGCCAGUCCCAGCAGCUGGAGGAUGAGGACCUGCCGGGCUGCCUGGGCCGGCACAGGGCGAGCAAGUGGAACCGGCGCAAUGAUGUGGGGGAGACCCUGCUGCACCGAGCCUGCAUCGAGGGCCAGCUAGGCCGUGUCCAGGACCUCGUGAGGCAGGGCCACCCCCUGAACCCUCGGGAUUACUGUGGCUGGACGCCCUUGCACGAAGCCUGCAACUACGGGCAUUUGGACAUCGUCCACUUCCUGCUGGACCAUGGGGCCGCAGUGGAUGACCCAGGCGGUGAGGGCUGCGAGGGCAUCACCCCCCUGCACGAUGCCCUCAAUUGCGGCCACUUUGAGGUGGCUGAGCUGCUCAUUGAACGGGGGGCGUCAGUCACCCUGCGAACUAGGAAGGGUCACAGCCCGCUGGAGACUUUGCGGCAGUGGGUGAGGCUGUACUACAGGGACCUGGACAGUGAGACGCGACAUCGGGCUGGCGCCAUGGAGAGGCGGCUCCAGGCGGCCUCCGCGGGCCGAGCUCCCCACAGUCCCCUGGCUCUCCAGACCCUCCCAGCGGACCAUCUGUUUGACCCUGAGACCUCUCCUUCCUCGAGCCCCUGCCCAGGAUCCCCAGAGGCCCCUCAGGCCAGUGACAGGGUCUCCCAGGCACAGGCGGUGCCGGCUGUGGCCAGGCCUCGGAAGAGCAGGCACAAGCUGGCCAGCAGUAGCAGCUCAGAGGGUGAGGACAACACAGGGCCCCCCCGGCCAACCCAGAAGAGGCCCCGGCACUCUGCCCCAGUGCAGCAAGCCAGGGCCAGGAUGCCUGGCUGCACCAGCGACAGGGAGGCGGCAGCAGCAGGAGCUGGCCGGACAGCCUACCAGGCGGCCAUUCGAGGCGUGGGCAGUGCCCAGAGCUGCUGCCAGGGGCUCAUCCGGCCUCAGGGUCCAGGCGAGACCCCCACACCCCACGCGGCUCUCAUUCCUGAGGAGGAGUGCCUGGCUGGGGACUGGCUGGAAGAUGACCUGCUACUGACCCCCGGUGGCCGGAGCAGCCACCUGCUCCACCCCCAGGGCGGUGGGUAUAGCACCAGGCACAGUGCCUCGGGGUCAAGCAGUGAUGAGAACCCUGUCAGGCCGCGGGCCCGGGCCAGGCAGAGCCGGCUGUCCGUGCUCAGGGGUUGGAGUGCACGGGUCACAGCAGGCAGAGACUGCAGCUCGGCCAUGAAGCCCCCACGGAGCCCCGAUGUCCCCGGCGGGGAGAGCCUGGUGACAGGCCUGCCUACGGGACCGGUCCUGCCGCCUCCCAUCCGGGUUCGAGUUCGAGUCCAGGACAAUCUUUUUCUCAUCCCCGUCCCACACAGCAAGGAGGCCCACUCUGUGGCCUGGCUAGCUGAACAGGCUGCCCAGCGCUACUACCAGGCCUGUGGGCUGCUGCCAAGGCUCAUCCUACGAAAGGAGGGGGCCCUGCUGGCCCCCCAGGAUCCCAUCCCCGAUGUGCUGCAGAGCAAUGAGGAGGUGCUGGCUGAAGUGACUUCGUGGGACCUCCCCCCACUGCCCGACCGCUACCGCAAGGCCUGCCAGAGCCUGGAGCAAGGGGAGCACCCACAGGUGCUGCAGGCCAUGGAGCGCCAGGGCCUGGGCCCCGCGUUCAGCGCCUGCCGCCUGGCCCUGCACCAGGCUCAGCUCACACCCCUGCUGCGGGCCCUUAAGCUGCACUCUGCACUCCGGGAGCUGCGCCUGGCAGGGAACCGGCUGGGGGAUGGCUGUUCCGCUGAGCUGCUGGCUGCCCUGGGCACCAUGCCUGGCCUGACCCUCCUCGACCUCUCUUCCAACCACCUGGGCCCUGAUGGCCUGCGCCAGCUUGCUGCUGGCCUCCAGGGGCAAGCCCCCUUGCAGAACUUAGAAGAGCUGGACUUGAGCAUGAACCCCCUUGGGGAUGGCUGUGGCCUGGCCCUGGCCUCCAUCCUGCGGGCCUGCCCGGUGCUCAGCACCCUGCACCUCCAGGCCUGUGGCUUUGGCCCCCGUUUCCUCCUGAGCCACCAGACGGCCCUGGGCAGCGCCUUCCAAGAUGCCAGGCACCUGAAGACACUGUCCCUGUCCUUCAAUGUCAUGGGAGCCACCGCCCUGGCCCAGACCUUGCAGAACCUGCCUGCUCACAGCCUCCUGCGCCUAGAGCUCAGCUCUGUGGCAGCCAGCAAGAGUGACUCAAGCCUCACGGAGCCCGUGGUCAGAUACCUGACCAAGGAAAGCUGUGCUCUGACGCACCUGAGCCUGUCAGCAAACCACCUAGACGACAAGGCAGUGAGAGACCUGAGCAGAUGUCUCCCUCUCUGCCCCUCACUUGUCUCUCUGGACCUGUCUGCCAACCCCGAGGUCAGCACAGCUGGCCUGGAGGAGCUCCUGUGUGACCUCCAGAAGCGGCCACAAGGCCUGAGUUUCCUAGGCCUAUCAGGCUGUGCCGUCCAAGGCCCCCUGGGCCCAGGCCUCUGGGACAAGAUCGCCACGCUUCUGCAGGAGCUGCAGCUGUGCAGCAGAAGCCUCGCCCACGAGGAUCGGGCCGCCCUGCGCCAGCGGCUGCCCAGCCAGCCCGGCUCAGGCGCGUGCACACUGGACCAAGGCGCCAAGCUCUUCUUCCGGCGCCUCUGAGGGCCAGCGCCGCCCUGCGCACCCCCGCCUCGUCCCCCUGCCCCUAAUAAACGACUGCUGCUGCCGCCUCA
Messenger RNA from Hipposideros armiger (great roundleaf bat), 4132 nucleotides. RefSeq names its product tonsoku like, DNA repair protein (gene TONSL). The transcript has 25 exons. Bases 57 to 4061 code for a protein of 1334 amino acids. Gene Ontology annotation, molecular function: protein binding. Gene Ontology annotation, biological process: replication fork processing; double-strand break repair via homologous recombination. Gene Ontology annotation, cellular component: nuclear replication fork. The record is from RefSeq and is a predicted model, not a curated record. NCBI's taxonomy places the organism in Eukaryota, Metazoa, Chordata, Mammalia, Chiroptera, Hipposideridae.